This is a messenger RNA of Sciurus carolinensis (gray squirrel), 6341 nucleotides long. It is a transcript of the gene Ppm1e, whose product is annotated as protein phosphatase, Mg2+/Mn2+ dependent 1E. The transcript has 7 exons. Gene Ontology annotation, molecular function: protein serine/threonine phosphatase activity; cation binding. Bases 136 to 2382 code for a protein of 748 amino acids. Lineage: Eukaryota; Metazoa; Chordata; Mammalia; Rodentia; Sciuridae. The record is from RefSeq and is a predicted model, not a curated record. Gene Ontology annotation, biological process: protein dephosphorylation; negative regulation of protein kinase activity.
GCAACCUGGUGCUGAUCGCUCGUGCCGGUGCGGCCGUUAAACGUCGUAGCGGGAGCCUGAGGCUCAGAAGCAGCCCCCUCCUCUUCCUGGGUUUCCCUCACGCCCUUCCCGGUCGGUCUCGGGGCAUGAGCAGCGAUGGCCGGCUGCACCCCUGAAGAGAAAACUUACCGGCGCUUUCUGGAGCUAUUCCUAGGCGAGUUUCGCGGUCCUUGCGGCGGUGGCGAGCCAGAACCUGAACCCGAACCCGAGUCCGAGCCCGAAGCCGAACUGGUAGCGGCUGAGGCGGCCGAAGCGUCGGUCGAGGAUCCCGGGGAGGAGGCGACCAGGGUAGCCGCAACGGAGGAGGGAGAGCAGGAGCAAGACUCAGACCCCGAAGAGGAGGCGGUCGAGGAGGAGGCGGAGGCGGUGGCGGCGGCUGAGGGUGAGGGCGAGGAGGAGGAGGAGGCGGCGGCAGCCUCGGGGCACUCGGCCGUGCUACCGCCGCCGCAGCCCCAGCUGCCGCCGCUGCCCCCGCUUCCACGACCGUUGUCAGAGCGCAUCACCCGUGAGGAGGUGGAGGGCGAGAGCCUGGACCUGUGCCUGCAGCAGCUCUACAAAUAUAAUUGCCCUUCAUUUUUGGCUGCUGCUUUAGCCAGAGCCACAUCAGAUGAAGUGCUUCAGAGUGAUCUUUCUGCACAUUAUAUUCCAAAGGAAACGGAUGGCACAGAAGGGAGUGUGGAGAUUGAGACAGUGAAAUUGGCCCGUUCUGUCUUCAGCAAACUACAUGAGAUUUGCUGCAGCUGGGUGAAAGACUUCCCUCUCCGCAGGAGACCCCAGCUUUAUUAUGAAACAUCAAUCCAUGCCAUCAAAAACAUGCGCAGGAAAAUGGAGGACAAACAUGUCUGCAUUCCUGAUUUUAAUAUGCUCUUCAACCUAGAGGACCAGGAAGAACAAGCUUACUUUGCAGUGUUUGAUGGCCAUGGGGGAGUAGAUGCAGCCAUUUAUGCUUCCAUUCACCUACAUGUUAACUUAGUUCGCCAAGAGGUUUUUCCCCAUGAUCCUGCUGAGGCUCUGUGCCGGGCCUUCCGGGUCACUGAUGAGCGGUUUGUGCAGAAGGCAGCUAGGGAGAGCUUAAGAUGUGGGACCACAGGAGUGGUGACUUUUAUCAGAGGCAACAUGCUACAUGUGGCCUGGGUGGGUGAUUCCCAGGUAAUGCUUGUGAGAAAGGGCCAAGCUGUUGAACUAAUGAAACCACACAAACCAGACAGAGAGGAUGAAAAGCAGCGAAUUGAGGCCCUUGGAGGUUGUGUAGUCUGGUUUGGUGCCUGGAGGGUGAAUGGAAGUCUGUCAGUCUCCAGAGCUAUAGGAGAUGCUGAACACAAGCCAUAUAUCUGUGGGGAUGCAGAUUCUGCGUCAACUGUUUUGGAUGGGACAGAAGACUACCUCAUUCUGGCCUGUGACGGCUUCUAUGAUACUGUGAACCCCGAUGAGGCAGUGAAAGUUGUGUCUGACCACUUGAAGGAGAAUAAUGGAGACAGCAGUAUGGUUGCCCACAAAUUAGUGGCAUCAGCUCGUGAUGCUGGGUCAAGUGAUAACAUCACUGUUAUUGUGGUAUUCCUGAGGGACAUGAACAAAGCUGUAAAUGUUAGUGAGGAAUCAGAUUGGACAGAGAACUCUUUUCAAGGAGGGCAAGAAGAUGGUGGGGAUGAUAAGGAGAAUCAUGGAGAGUGCAAGCGCCCUUGGCCUCAGCACCAGUGCUCAGCACCAGCCGAUCUAGGCUAUGAUGGGCGUGUGGAUUCGUUCACUGAUAGAACUAGCCUGAGCCCAGGGUCCCAAACCAACGUGCUGGAAAACCCAGGCUACCUAGAUCUCACACAAAUAGAAGCAAGCAAACCUCACAGUGCCCAGAUUUUGCCAUCAGUUGAGAUGUUUGGUCUUGGUGCACCAAAGCAAGCAAAUCUUAUAAAUGAGCUAAUAAUGAAGGAAAAAUCAGUUCGAUCAUCAUUGCCUGAAUGGAAUGGUGCUGGAGAGUUUCCAGGGCAGCAGAUAUACAGAAUGGAGAGCUUGUCUCUUGUCUGUUCUGGGUUGGAAAAUGAACAGUUCAAAUACCUGGGCAAAAGGGUUUCUAGAUUGUAUCAUUUACGCCACUACUACUCCAAGAGGUGGCAUGGAUGCAGGUUUAAUCCAAAGUUUUAUUCAUUUCUCUCUGCUCGAGAGCCUUCCCACAAAAUGGGCAUCAGCCUGUCCUCACUUAUUCGAAGUGGGAAGAGAAAUAGGAUGUUAAGAAGUUACGUGCCAUGGAGGGAACACAGUUGGAAAGGGUAUGGUGAAAAUACAGUGAGAAAGAUCAGAAAGGGUAAUGAUAUUCCACACGCAGAUCUUCUCUGGAGCUAUAAAAUAUAAUACUUUUUCUUUACAGUAGGCUAGCUAGCUAUCCCUCAAAAACAACACUAUCAGAGUAGAAACAAGGUAGACAUUUCUAAACACAUGUGCUUCAUUAUGAAUCCAUGGAUGGCUCAAUUCUUAAAUGUAAAUAGAUCUCUAGGAAACUCAAAUUAUAGUGUUUUCAAUCUAAAAAAGUAUUGGCGGUUUCACUAGCAAAAUUAUACAACUGGUCCCUGUGAUGUGUCUCUACACCUACAUACACCCCCUUUCCAGCACCCCUUCACGUCACUAGUGGAAGCUUGAAAGUUAUUUCAGUCAGGAUAUAUCGUGUUGAAAUCGCAACUCAGUUGAAAUCUGGUCUGAUGUGCCUAAUCUACUUACAGAGAACAAUGAAGAAUUAACUUCACUUGGGAAACAUCCCUCAAGAUCCUGGGGACUAUGAAAGAUUUCCCUGCCCCUUUUUUUGGUAGGUGAAAGACUAAAAGCCAUAUGGGUUUUAACUGGUAAUAAUGAAAGUGGAAAACUAGUGUCAAAGUGUCAAUCUCAGGAUUGUGAGGCAGUAUAUAAUCAAAUGAUUUACUGAUUUUUUUUCUGUAACAUGAAACAUUUUGAAUUAAAUAUUUCCUAGGGCAGUAGUUACUUGGGGAUUUCAUAACCUGUUAUGGUGCUUUUGGUGGAGUUUUUAUUAUUUGUCAUUUUAGGAGACCACUGUCAGCUGGUUUUCAUCUAUGAUGCUAAUGUGUUUUUCACUGUACCUCAUCUCAGGAAUAAAACCGGUUUAAUAGAGAUGAUGUCAGGUACAAAUAUACAAGAUCAAAAUGCCAUUUAAAAAGACGAUAGUUAAAUACCGUUUUAAGUUCACACAUAGCAAAGACAUGUACUACUAUAAUAUAAAAAGUGGCUUUGAAGAAUGAAAAAUGCCAGUUUUAACUUCUCUAAAAUUGUUUUUCCCAAGGGAAUGAAGUAAUUGGUAUGGAGGAGACUGAAAGUACUGCUUAAAGUGAACCCAGAGGCCAAAUGCAAAAGAAAAUGCAGAUUACUGAGCCAGGUCUGUUUAGUUUUAAUUGGAAGAUAUGAGCCAGAGUCCUGCUACAUGCAACUUGAGACUGCACGGAUAGGAUGUGUUCAUUUGAAUAUUUAGUUCUAUUUGGUAAUUUUGCUAUUUCUCCUGUUUUAAGCCAGAAGCUUAUAUUCAACUUAAAGCAGCAAAUAAAUUAUCAGAUUCAUUCAGUGAAGCACCCUGAUUCUCUCAGAACCAUGGAUGGCCCUACCCUAGUCAACUAGGGACCAGCCAUGCCCACAGACAGGAGCCCUGCUGUACGCACAGGUCACUCAUGCAGCUGGAUGCACUGAAUGCUAUUGCUGAGAAAUGUCCACCAUCUAACAUCAUGUUGUACAUGCUAAUACAAUUGCUUUAUGUUCCCUAGACCCUCAGAGUCGGACUAAAACUCCAAAACUGUAAAGACAUAGACGACUACAGCAUAUUACAGGGGCCAGUAUGGCUAUAUCAUCAAGUAAUUAAAACAACAACAACAGAUUAACACUUUAGCAACAAUCAGAUUGUUAAUCUACAGAUUUUAUUUUUUUUAAAUUUGGAUGUUGAGUAGAGAUUUUCAUUAUUUUUUGUUUUCUUGACUUUGAAGUAAUUUAUUCUUUCCUCAGUCUUGUGACACAUGGAUGAAAAGGAGAGAGUAAGUACGACUCCAGCUAUGUUAGUUUCUCAUCAUUCUGAUGCUUUGCCCCAUACAUGUACCUCACUUAUAUCUGUCAUUUUCUGAAGCCUAGAACUUGUUGACAAGCCUUCAGAUGCAGUCUCAGUUUCAAAUCAGAUUAUCUAAGGAAACAAAACACAGGCAGCAUUGGUAUACGUUAUAGUCCAAAAUGCUUAGCUGAGUAAAAACAAGUUUUUUUAAAAAAGAAUUUUCUAUAGUUGUCUAUUGGUAAUGCUUUUGAUCAGAUUUGGUAAAAGGAAAGAAGUCACAGUGAUAAGCUUUUUUAGGGAGGAAAAAGAUGGUUGGAUGAAACUGGGACAAACACAGACCCAUUUUUAAAGGUCUGGGUUUUGUAGGUCUGACUACAUAGCAGUGUUAACUCCAUUUCUCAUAUCACUAGCUCUCUAGAAAACAGAAAAGUAGUUCUAGUGUGGUCAAUAAACCAAUAUUGUAAAAAAAAUAGCAACUAUUUUGUUCACAACAUGCAUACUCAUAGGGUAGUUAGGUACCAUUUGUAAGGUAAGUCCUUUAAAAUCCUAUAAUACUUAUUAAAGUAGUGGUUAUUGGUCUGAUAUAUGCUGCUCUUGGUUCUAUACACUAGAUAAAAAGCAGUGCUUUGUGAAAUGCAGUGUUAAUCUUAACGCCACUGGUGAUAGAAAGUAGCUCCCUUCAGUUCAAAUCCUGUGCCCUUAUUUGCUGCUUGCUAACGUAAGCAAUAAGUAACCCUCUAACUAAUGGUAUCUACACAUUUCUGUAACUUGUAUUUAAUGAUGGUGUAUCUGGUGAUUGUAAAAAUAUUAGAUAUAAAAGUAUAAUAUAUACUAACUGUUAAUGCUGAGGUAUAGUCCAAAUUAUGUGUUUUGUACCUUUAUUCAUCGUGUAAUUUAGUGGUGGUGAAAGUUCUACACUCAAUCCAUAAAGAGUGGCAGUAUCCCUUUUUCAACUUAACAUGAUCUGCAUCAAUUUGUUUGCCUGCUAAACAAGUUUUGUUAGAAUAGGAAAUAGUAAAACAAAUAUAAACAAGAAAAGUGUAGUACUGGUUAGGGAAAAAGACUUCGAGUCACCAUCUGAAGUUAUUACAAACUCCUUGUACAUUCACUGUGAGUUUCCAGGGGAGUUAGUCCCUAAUUUAAAGGUUUCCUUUUUCACUUUCUAGAUGUAUACUUUUGAGGGACAUCUGAGGUUAGGCAACAUCACAGCACCAAAUACUUGGGGCUCUUAAUCCCAUUUAGGUCUGUACUACAGGGGUCAGGUUAGAAACACAUGUAUAUAUCUUUUCUUUACCUAGAAGUGCCAUCCAUUGUCCUUGAAAUAAAGCCACUAAAGUUCCUAUUACAUUUAAUUUGAAGUAGGAGGCUCCUUGAACAUAACACCUUAUCCAAGGACAAUGUCAAUCAUAUCAAUGUCAACACUGAGUCUAAUUCUGACCACGUUGAUAGUGGUAGAGCAUCAACACUGCAUUUUCAUGACAGCCACACUCCAUUGUUGAAACACUGUGCCAGUAAGAAGCGCAAAGUCCAUUGGGCAGGUGAGAAUGACCCACUUACAGGUGAGACUGCUGUGUGCGGGUACUGUGAGAAAAUUAUCUCAAUUAAUUUUAAUUUUUAAACUUGGUUCACUCAAUGAGCAUUCUCACCUAAGCAAGGCCACAGAAGGAUACUACAAUUUAGUUCACACUUUAUCUUGGGACAAUUUUUUUUUAUCAUAAAUUAGCACCUCUGAAAAUCAUGUGAUAUUAAAAGAUAGAUACCCACUCUUGUUCUGACCUGUGAAAUGAUUGUCUUUUUUCAAAACAAAAUGAUACUGCCAGUAUUAAAACACAGCUAUCUUCCAGACAUAUGGUACUGUAUUGAAAAAAUAAUUACUUCCUCCAGCGGCAUUUUAUGUAUUUUGAAGACUAUUUUAUUCUACUAAUUAGGAAAAAAAUGAAAUAGGACAGGGAACUCCAAACUAUUGAAAAGGAAAUACUUUAAUUAACUUUGAUGUAUUAAAUAAUUCAGAUACAUCAUUGUUAACUCUCUAGGUGCUCUUUGGUGGGAGACAGGCUUUCUCUUGUUUAUGACAUUUCUCUGCAAAGAAUUCUUUAUGGAGUGAAGUGAAUAAUUUCUUAUCAAGUAAUAUCAAUUUACAAACCUGCUGUACAGAUCACUUUUGAGUUCAGUUGUAAUCAUGAGUGAUCCUUCACAUUUUAUUUAUUCAAACUGUUCAUUCAGGUAAAGAAUAUGUUGAAAUUUUGCCAAUAUCUUAAUAAAACCCAGCAAUUUA